AGUGUUAUUUGUUUGUCCAUGUUUUCCCACUUGCACAUUUUCUGUUUCCUGUUCAUUCUUCUCUUACUCUUUCAUCAACGAAACGUUGACAGAGUUUGAGUUUAAUAUUCCAAAGCUCAAAUAACCUCAAAUAUGCCGAGAGAAAUAAAAGAAAUUAAAGACUUCCUGUUGAAGGCAAGGAGGAAAGAUGCCAAAUCUGUCAAGAUAAAGAAGAAUCCAGAGAACACAAAGUUCAAGGUACGGUGUUCCAGGUUCCUCUAUACUCUGGUCAUCCGAGACAAGGAGAAGGCGGAAAAAUUGAAACAGUCCUUACCUCCAGGAACAAGCUUACGUGCAGGUCUCGUGAACAGCUCUGUCGCCUUCACCACGCGGAAAAUCCCGUAAGACGCGCCAGUCUGCAGGUCAGAAUGGUGUUCAGUUGCCAUGACAACCAGUUUCGGAUCAGUAACGGGUGGUCAAGAACAAUGAAUGGAGCGGAGUCGUUGUCUGAGGUUAGGUCAACAUUCUACCCCAUUCUAUCUGCAGUUUUACAAACUAUAGUUCAUGACAAAAAAUAAAAACUUUGAUUGCGAGAUUUACUGUAAUACGCGUGAAGAGUCAUUUUCACCAUGCGAGAUUUCCCGUAAUACGCAUGGUAAGGGUUAAAAGUAGUUAUAGAUCACUUGGGGCUGUUUAAGAGUUUUUUUUUUUUUCAUCACACGUAUUCAUUCAGGUUUCUAGUAAAACCUGAUAGUAAUUAAAGAUGGGAGUGAAAAACUAUGUGACAGCAACAUUGCACAGAAAACAUAAGUUUAACAAUAACAGAGUUGCAUGAAGUGUUCAUAGCUCUUAGAUUAACUUAGUGCAAAGGGCACAUGCACAUCUGCAGCGAUGAAUGUCUUAUUCUGUUACUAAUUUUUGUCGGAAAUUUCCAGAAAUAUAUUUAGCAUUGAUAACACUAUCUCUUAAUUUUGAACAGUCCUGUAGCUCAAAGCCUGACGAGUAACUUAGUUCUUACUGUGAGUCUCGUAUUAUUAUACCCAUGACUGAAUCAGUGCAUGGCUCAAUAUGGUUCUAAAUAUCUUCAUUCUGUGUUACAGCCACUCUUGCAUCAGUUUUCAGCCAAAUUACAUUAUUAAACAAACUCAAAGUGAUUUCCAAAAAUAUGAAAUCAGUCCCAACAUGUGUGAUCUAAGAAUGCUUUGGUGUUGGUGUAUUAGAAUCCAAAGGAGUUUAAUUAUCAGUGACCUGGGUUUCAAAACUGUGUUCGAGACAAAAUAACAUCCCAAACAUUGGAUGUCAGAGGAGAUUGUGCACCAAAAUUCAUAUUAUGUUGUGAUAUUAACCACAGACAGAUGAUUUAGUUCUGCAGAAGACAGAAAAGCAUUUCACAGUUGUGUGGUGUCAGACUAUAGGCAAAUUCCCCAUACAGUGCAGGUCAGCCAAUAGUAAUUUAAACCUCCAACUGGUGAUCAAUGGAACAUCGGUCGACAUGCAUCGUUCUGUGUUGUUAUUUAUUACUGAACUCACACGGGUGAACAUCUAUAUGCUUUAUAUACCAUCGGUGAUGAACAUUUAGUCUUGUUUACUUAGUUAUCUAGACAGAUAUAUUUUGUUUAUCGUGCUCUUACAUUCUAAUUGUGAAAUAGAAGAUACAAUACGAGUUGGUAUCUGAGUUUGACAGUUUCAGGCUAACUGAUAUAUCUUUAACAUUAGCCUGCCCAAGUUAACUUGAGUACCCCAAAAAUUACUACUAUUGCAAAGUAAAGCCUAGUUCCUAACUGCUAGCAACAAAUUAUGUAUUGAUUUUUUUUCAUAAUUUUCAAUGCUACUGUUUAACUCUGUAAGUAACUCCAAAUGUGGUUGGGGGACAAGCCUCUUAUGAUUCAGCAAGUUAUUGUUUGUGUUAUACUGAAUUUCAGAAUAUAUAUCAACAUUAAAUAAGAAUUUUCACAUUAACUUGGUAGGUUACUUAAGUUUUUAGUCUUCAUUUUAUUUACAAUAAUUUACUUUAAGACAAUUUGUUUUUCUGUUGCAGGCCUGCAAGUUAAGGAAGUGAAGUAAAUUUAAAUAAAAUCAUGUUUUAUUAAAAUUA
This is a messenger RNA of Homalodisca vitripennis (glassy-winged sharpshooter), 2074 nucleotides long. It is a transcript of the gene RpL38, whose product is annotated as 60S ribosomal protein L38. Gene Ontology annotation, molecular function: structural constituent of ribosome. The coding region runs from base 133 to 384 and encodes 83 amino acids. NCBI's taxonomy places the organism in Eukaryota, Metazoa, Arthropoda, Insecta, Hemiptera, Cicadellidae. Gene Ontology annotation, biological process: protein-RNA complex assembly; translation. The record is from RefSeq and is a predicted model, not a curated record. Gene Ontology annotation, cellular component: ribosome; cytosolic large ribosomal subunit. The transcript is spliced from 5 exons.